CAUAAAAGUGCCAGUUAGCUGGCUGCUGGGCACACUACUUGCGCAAUUAAAAAAAAGCUGAAAAAGGAAAAUAAUUUCGCAAAUAAUUAAGUCGUGUCCUCACAGAGUUUAAAAAACAGCAAAUCUAGCUAUUCUUAUUUUGCUUACACCCGGAAGGUUUAAAUCUUCUAUUAUUCACGAUCCCAAAUAUUUUCGUGGUGAAAACUAUAAAAACCAGUUCCUGCGCUAAACGAAUAAGGUGAUAACGGAACAUUCUGGAAAACGUAUACCCAGAAAGCAAAAUGAGCUCAAGUUCCCCGAGUGAAGCAGUGGUCGAAAAAAGUCCCGAUGGUUCUGCAGAAGACAAGUAUUGCUGGGUUUGUUUCGCUACGGCUGAAGAUGACAAGCUGGCUCCGUGGGUGCAACCUUGCAAUUGUCGCGGAGCAACGAAAUGGGUUCACCAAAGUUGUCUGCAGCGGUGGGUUGAUGAAAAGCAGAAAGGAAACACUUUCAAGCGGGUCAGUUGUCCACAGUGUCAAAGCGAGUAUAUAAUUGUGCUGCCGUCAAUGGGAGCCUUGGCGCACGUAUUAGAGGGAAUUGAUGCAGUGAUCAAACAGAUUAGCCCUUUCUUGACAGCAGGUGUAAUCGUGGGUUCAAUUUAUUGGACAGCCGUUACUUACGGCGCAGUGACGGUAUUGCAAACGGUUGGAUAUGAAGAAGGCAUUUCACUAAUGCAACGGGCGGAACCAAUCGUCCUUUUAAUUGGAUUGCCGGCGAUUCCAAUUGGGUUGGUAUUUGGCAGAAUGAUCCGCUGGGAAGAAUUUGUGCUUCGUUUUCUACAGACCAAAUCGUUUAGCAUGCAACAGUUUGCAAUUCUGAGUCUGCUGCUGCCUAUUUCAAACUUAGAUGAAACUGGCGCAAGUCCUCCAGGCUCCGGUUCUCCUUCAACCCCGAAUGCUCUUCCUCCGGGAACCGUAAUAACAUCGGAUCCACUUUCCGGAACACGAUUAUUGUGCGGCGCUUUACUUUUACCGACAAUUUCGUCUAUCGUGGGAAACGUUUUCUUCGAUUCAAUCCGGAAUAAUUUCCAACGUGCACUGGUAGGCGGUUUCGCGUUCGUUUUGGUUAAGGGUGUCCUGAAAAUCUACUACAAACAGAAGCAGUUCAAUCGAAAGAAGCAACGUCGCAUUUUGGACUACCUUCCAGAGAACAUUCGCAAGUAUGGUUCAGUCAAAGAGCAAAAGCAGCAGCAUGGCCAAACCAGACCAGGACAGCUGGACAUCGCGAACCAAGCUGAACCUCAACCUAAUGUUUCAAAUUAUCGGAAUAUAUUCUAGAUUUUCAACAAAAGCCUAGACUUAAACGACUGUUUCUGUAUAAAAGAAUGUAGAAUUUUUAUUUUUUUAGCUUGCAUUUAGGUGCAAGCAUUAUUUCUAAUUGAAACAUAACUAUCUACAAUUCGAAUCAAAUGAUUCCUUUUUUUCUAUAUAGCUACAAUAAAUAUCAAGAAAACCUGUUAAUUGUUCUG
Molecule: messenger RNA, 1507 nt
Organism: Sabethes cyaneus
Lineage: Eukaryota; Metazoa; Arthropoda; Insecta; Diptera; Culicidae
Product: E3 ubiquitin-protein ligase MARCHF5-like
Exons: 3
Coding region: 282-1316 (344 amino acids)
Molecular function (GO): zinc ion binding
Source: RefSeq, a predicted model, not a curated record